This is a messenger RNA of Osmerus eperlanus (European smelt), 5360 nucleotides long. It is a transcript of the gene shisa7a, whose product is annotated as protein shisa-7. Gene Ontology annotation, cellular component: postsynaptic density; AMPA glutamate receptor complex; dendritic spine membrane. Gene Ontology annotation, biological process: regulation of AMPA receptor activity; regulation of short-term neuronal synaptic plasticity. Bases 2609 to 4753 code for a protein of 714 amino acids. The transcript has 6 exons. Lineage: Eukaryota; Metazoa; Chordata; Actinopteri; Osmeriformes; Osmeridae. The record is from RefSeq and is a predicted model, not a curated record.
ACGAGAUGAUGGGGAAAGAACGUUAUAAGGAAGCAGAUAGAACAUUACCACGGAUCCUCGAUUUAGCAAUUUGCAUCCUUGUCAUCUGGAAGAUUAUCACAUUUGCAUGAAGUCCUCUGACAGCCAUGCGACACUUUGCUUUCAGCACCUGUGUGCAAUAUGUAAGUUUCAGUGUACCCAACCGUUGGCAUCCACUCUAAUUUUUGGCUCGUCUUCAUAAUCGUUAUUUAUUGAGUUGAUAUCGAGCAUCGAAAAGCGUGGAAUUAAACUCUCAUCAGCAUCGGUUUAAGACCUGACCAAUGAACGCACACUCCUUCGUGGCGGACCUCGACGAGACCAGUCGCUCAAAUCUAGGCUGUGUAGCCUAUAUUCCAGUUUGAAAUAAAGGCAUUCAGCGCCGCGCAAGAAUGAAAACGUCUGAAGGAAAUAAUUGAAUUUUUACAAUAAGUAAAAUUACCCAACAGUUAAACGUUAAAUGUUUCUUUUUUAUAUGGACCUACCGAUUUUAUCCUAGUGAGUGGGCGAUACCUUGUAGCCUAUUGAACUACAUAACUGUGCAACACAUGGAUUUUAUGCACAAAAUGUGUGGCGAACAUAAUUUUUAACCUCGAAAAGUAAGAAUAUUGCUGCAGCAGAAUCCAUUGUCAACCCGACUCUACAAGGCUGUUUUGCUUUCAUUUAGCUUAAUUGAAGAAGAAAUAAGUGGGAUAAUACCUUAUUUUGAUUCCUUCAAGCCUGUCGACGGUGCUGGAACGUCGUUAGAGAACAAACAACUUCAACUUUCAGCCUAUAAACCACAAGUUUGCUAAUUUCAGGAUGUGUAUCAUUUUUUUACAUUCAUCAUACUAUUCAGCCUAACAACAAACCAGGCUGUUUUUUCAUCUGAAAAUCAGAGAUAGGCUACAGUGCGCACGCUCUUUUCGACUGUUCUUCAGUAUCAACUCCCGGAGCAACACGCAGGAGAUUUCGACAGCAGCCAAAACCUUCCAGCCCCGAAUCCCCUUUGUCCACAUCCAAACACAAACCAGGACAGCAAUAUUCUGCUGAAGACUCCUCGGACCGCUGAAAGCCGCAGUCUUGUGUGGUUCAUUGUUUUCCUUCACUGAACUUUUCUGUGAGUGUUAAAGGAACAUUGCACUGAAACAAGUGGAGCCAUCAGCAGUUUCCUGCAUCCUAUCCCCCCGUCCGUGCCUACGUGCUCAGCGACAGAGAGGGACAUUUUUGAUAAUUGUAUGUAAUUAUAAUUUGUGUGGGAGACAGAUCUGCCUCUGUCUAUUAUCACCAAUGACCUCCAACACAAUAACUUCAGAAAUUUACAUAUUUCUCUAGAAAAAUGCUCUUUUCUCUCAGCAUCGGAAACAGAUCAGGAAUAAUUUCACGUAUUGAAGGGAUAGGCUCAGAGCAGCCAUGAGCUGCACAGUCCUCUUUCAUUGAAAUGACACAUAGUUGAAUCAUUAUCAAAGGCUUUUGUAUCUACAUUUAGAUACGGAAUAUACAUGAUACCCUGUCCAUGCUGACAUAAUAACUUUGUUUUUAGCUAAUCUAUUUGAAAUCUAUAUUUGACAAACAGUUUUAUAUUUACCACUCAUUUGCAGUGUAUGCCAUCUUGUAACGCUAAAUGUAGGCCAGUGGUGGGACUGUCUUCAUCCCAAUCAGAGGAACAGCAAGUGCCAGGCAAGUGCCUAUACAUAUUAGAUUAGACUAUAAAACAUUUAGGUUUAAAAGUGGUAGAUGCGGUUAAUCCCCCAGAGCUGUUUAGAAGAGAGGGUUUACGUUUACAGAAGAACAUUUAGAUUCAGACCAAUGUCACAUUAGAAUCUAACAUUUGCCGUCUUGUUGUUUACAGUGCAUUACAUACAAGGAGGCCAUAUUGGAUUUGCAUAGAGAUUUUGAUACUUUUUCAAACACGACUUGCCUGCAGGUUAAUACUAAGUGCCAACUUUGAAUCUUUCAAGAGACAAAAUUAAGCAGUUGAUCGGGGGACAGAAGAACAGUUUACAUUUAACCACGACUCUUGCUUGUGGUUUUGACAUAUUGUGACAGGCUGUUACAAGUGCCAAAGGAGACGUAUAAGACUGUUUCCUUAACGUUCCUCUUGCCAUCAUCUGACAAGGUUUACAUGGAUAUAGAGCCACACCAUGAACAUGCAGAUAUAUGGACAUCUUGCAUUUAUGGUUCACCCUACACAGUUAUGUUUACAAGCUCAAGUCCUUCUGAGUGCUGUACGGUCUAAUAGUUUUUGUUUAUCACAAGAUUUCAACAAGAAGUGAAAUUAUCAGAAUAAUUUACUUUUCUUUUAGGUAACCAAUGUAAAAUACCUCUUGUCAAUGAUGGUUGACACUUAUAACCUUAUGUUAGUGGAGUUAAUCCUUUUAUCUUAAUUAAAUAUUUCCACUGAUCUUUUUAACUGAUUUCAUACAGCACAAAUUCAAAGAAAACCAAUUAGAAUACAUUACUAACUUAAGAUAGUCGCAAUGUAUUCCAAACAGUUCAUAGCAACCAGCUAAAUACUUCAGACGGCGUUGUCGUGGUUAUAUUGGAAAAACGGAUACAACGUUGUGACUACGUUGAGUCAACAACAGAAAAUAGAGCUCUUAGUCAUGUAAAGAUGACGCCCACUAACAACCUCAGUAUCCUGGCCGUCUCCUUCCUCUCCCUCCUCGCUGCCCCCCUCCUCUCCACCGUAGGGAUCUCCCCCCCUCUAACCACUGCUUCUCUUAACGGUGAGUCUCAUGACCGGCCCCAGACCGCCCCCAGCCCCCCCCUCCUCCUCCUGGCUAUUCAUGCCAACCUCCGGGCGGCUUCUCCCCAGGGCAAGGCCCCUAGGAAACUCUUAGGGGCCCAAGAGAGAGCUUUGGAGACCCCUCUCAGACCCCUGGCCCAGGUCAUGUUUCCUAAGAACGUGACGGCCGAAGGGGCCCUGGCUCCCCCUCUCGGAGCCGCACAGGUGGCCCCCCCGCCCCGUAAGCUGAUGAAAGUGGACGCGUGCCGUGGUUACUAUGACGUGAUGGGCCAGUUUGACAACCCCUUCAACUGCUCCAAGGACACGUUCGUCUACUGCUGUGGCACCUGCCACUAUCGCUUCUGCUGUCCUGACCAGAACCAGCGCCUGGAGCAGGGCAGCUGUAAGAACUACGACUCUCCCGAUUGGGCCAAAACCCAGGCUCCAGGCCUGUCCAAUUCGGACGACGACGAGGGCUCGGACCCCGGCUUCGACCCUCUGAAGCAGCAGAGUCACAACACAGGUUUUGUGAUUGGCGGUGUGGUGGUGUUCAUGGUGGCCGUCGCCGUGGGGAUUAAGGUGGUGUUCAACAAAGUGCAGCAGGAGGCCCACAACAGGGAGCUCAACAUGCCCAGAGCCCUGGUGGACAUGCUGCGGCACCAGUCCAGUCCAGUGCAGCAGGACGAGAGGAACAACAGCGUGGCCCUGGCCUCUGGGGACGGGCAGGGGACGCUGGGUAGACCCCCUAAGAACCUCUACGCCCCUGGCCUACCCAGCAAGGACAACAGACUGGGGAAUUUGCAACACAAUUUCAUCCACUCGUCAGGUUCCAGUCCCAAACACACAGCGACCAUCGAGCGCACCCCUCGUAUGAACAACGCUCAGCUGGCGACCGGAGGCACCCUCCUGUCCAGCAAACACAACAACACCAAGAGCCAGCCUGCUUUCCAUCACUCGCUCCACAACCUGGCUCAGCUGCCCCCGUCCUACGAGAGCGCCACCAAGCCCGAGCUCAACAGAUACUCCUCGCUGAAGCGUCUGGAGAAAGGUGGACUCGACGAGUAUUCCUCCGGCUACUGCACCACCAAGCGUCGCCCCCACACAGCCCAGCCCGCCCUCCAGUCAUCCCAGCACCACCUUCACUGGGGCGGAGAUUACACCCUGAGUGGAAGGGGCACCCUCCCCCGCCAUGCUGCUCGUCCCUGGAUCCAGCCCACCGGCAUGCCCACCUCCCCAACCCCCAACCCCUACCCCCUGGACCCCCCGGAGCCCCAGUACAACCCCAACUACGAGACCCUCUCCAAGAGAAAGGUCAAGUCCCAGGAUCAGCUCCUGAACAUGGGCGACGUCCCUGGCAACACAGGGACCCUCUCCAGGCUCUCCAAAAACCAACAGCACCAGUACUACAAAGCUAUGGCUGCCGCCAACAAGAACUCCAACACGCAAACCUUGACGCGCAAGACCCAAGAUAGAAUGCUCAUGUCCCCGGACCAUCUAGAGGAGAGGAUGGGAGUGGUCGGGGGGAUGGGGGUUGGGGGGAUGGGGGUCGGGGGGAUGGGGGUCGGGGGGAUGGGGGCUGGAGGCAUGGGAGGGGUGACGGAUCCGUAUGCCCAUGGAGGAGGCGGCAUGGUGCCCACCCUGCCCCGGCUCACCCCCCAGCAGAAGGCUCAGUCUCAGCAGAAUGUGUGUGCCACUCCCUCCCUCGACAGGCACCACAUGAUCAAGAUGAACUCUCACCCCACGUCCGGCAGGGAGCAAGAGAGGAGCACGGGCAUGACGGGGCACAUGAGCGGGGGCAUGGGCUGGGCGGGAGAGGCACCGGGCACGGGGGUCGUCAUGGGAACAGGGACGUUAACAGGGACGUUAGGGGGGCACAGGGACAGGAGGAUGGCUUUUGCUUCGAAGAGGCAGAACACUAUUGAGCAGUUACACUUUAUACCAGGAGGGGGCGGCGGAGGGGGUGGGGGGAGUGGGAGUGGGAGUGGUAGUCAGGGGAUCAGGACAGGGAGUAAGAAUGAGGUGACAGUGUGAGGUGUGCUGCCAGAUGUCGAAUUUGCCCUUGACCACAGAUCCAGGAACGGAUUUCCAUGUCCCAAUCCUACCAUCAACCAGUCGGAGAUUUUGAAUGUUUUUUUCUUAUUUGUCUCACUGUAUCCGUGGUUAGGGGCAAAUUCGACCUGAUUAGUAGAAAAGGGGGCAUUUAGACUAGUGUUCAGGGAGUACAGCCAAUACGAAUUAGGUGUUUACUGAGAGUCAAAAGAAACUGUAAAUAUGAGACAUAAAGUAUAAAAGUUAAAAAAUCAACAAGCAAACAUAAUUUUGCUGUUUAGAGUAGUUUAGCGGUAUGGACUAUUCCUGCCAUUUUAUAUAUGUGAUAUAUCAGCCAUAUUUCCUACCAGAAUUUGCCAUAUUGCCGUAUACAUUGGUGCCAUAAUUGAUAACGAAAAGAAGGAUCUAAAAGGUAACAGGACCGACUAACAAAACUGGUUUUGGUCUAGUCCUUGUUUUUUUUAUAGUACAUGUUUCAGAAAAUCUACUUUGGAGCCAUAUUAGAUAGGGAACAAGAAGAGAAUUAACCACAAUAUAAAUGAAAGCAAAAAGAGGAAAUGGCAGUGACUCGAAGGAACAAGGCAUGCUU